AUGUCAAACGAUCAGCGAAUCCACUUUGGCGAACCCCCAACCGUUGGGCUUCCCACCCCGGGGGAACACCCCCCGCACGAUGAAGCCCGCGACGAACACCCCAUAGUGGCGUCAGAACGUUACUGGCGAUUGUUCAAUGACCCAGGUUUGUCACCUCCCGACGGCGCCCCCACCGACCCGUCGCCAGUAUCUCCAGAGGCCUUUCACGACCUCACUCACCAAGUCCGAGCCCUGACGAGCAUGGUGCAGACCAUCAUACCGAUUAUCUCACAGCGAACCCCUCCGCGCGUGGCUCACCCUUCACAGCAACAGGAAAUCCUCGCCCGAGCUCACAUGCCCCUCUCCGGGCUCCCUGGCUCACCCCAGAACCCGAUGGCUCAGCCCGGGAGCCGGGAGGCGGAAGAUACGGCGAGCCGCCCUGAGCGCGAGGCUCCGUCCGCCGAUUCUACAAAUGCCCUACAAGCCCAGCUGCGCCUCGUCAGUCAAAGACUUGACGAAGUACAACAGGAGGUCCGUAAGUCCAAGGGAGACCACGGAGUGGACAGACAGCAAGGAUCCCCGUUCACCCCCGAGAUCCAAGAUCAGGCGAUCCCGUCACACUUCCGCCUGCCCUCGCUGGACGCAUAUCACGGCGCCGCUGACCCAGCGGACCACGUGGCCACCUUUCGCGCCCAAAUGGUGCUAUACGGGACCUCCGACGCUUUGAUGUGCAGGGCGUUCCCGACAACCCUACGGGAUCCGGCCCGCGCGUGGUACAGCGGUCUGAAGGCCGGGACCAUCGCCUCCUUCGACCAACUCGCCAAAGACUUCGAGCUCAGUUUCCUGGCUUACGCUCGACCGAAACCAUCCGUAGCAUUACUCCUCGGGCUCAACCAGAGGGAGGACGAGCCCCUCUCCCAUUUUGUGAACCGCUUUACGACUCAAAUUCGCGGACUAUCGGACGCUCACCCCUCUCUACUGAUGCAGGCAUUCAUGACAGGCCUGCGGCCUUCCCGGUUCUUCUGGUCUCUCGUGGAGCGACCCCCCGCCGCGGUUCCCGAAAUGAUUCAGCGUGCUGGCCAGUUCAUCGCCGCGGAGACAUGGAUGGCCGGGAAGCGGGAAGAACACAAAAAAGUCAAGACGGAGCCGCCCCGACAACAGCAGCCCUCCGCCUCCCGUCGCAGGUUGGAUAGAUCCGACCUGAGGUCUCCUCUCCCCGUCUUGAGUUCUUCACAGACGGAAAUACUUCUCCAUGAGAAGGGGAAGGGGUUACUCAAGGAGCCCCACCCGAUGAGGAGCCCGCGAGAGCUCGCGGACCGCUCGAAAUACUGCCGUUUCCAUCGGCAGCAUGGGCACGACACUGAGCAGUGCCGUGAGCUAAAAAGGCAGAUCGAGGAGCUCAUCCGCCGAGGGCAUCUCAGCCACUACCUUCCACCGGUCAAGGAGCCGUCACCUCACCCGGAAGGCCCCGUCGAACGACACAUCGACGUGAUAGCCGGGGGCCCCGCAAUAGGGGGGGGCUCCGCAUCGGGCAGAAAGGCGUAUGCCCGGGCCGCUCCCGACGAAGCCUCGGGACACGAGCCCGAGUCCGAGAUUACCUUCCUAACCGGAGCUGCCGAGCGACCUGACCACGAUGACGCCCUGGUAAUAUUGGCCAGGAUAGCCAACGCGCAGGUGAGAAGGAUCAUGGUCGACACGGGAAGUUCGACCGAUAUACUUUACUUUGACGCUUUCCAGAAGCUCGGCUUAGCCAAGGAAAGCUCACGCCCAAUCUACUUAGCGCUCACCGGGUUCACAGGAGAUUCAAUAUCACCUUUGGGGGCCAUCACUUUGCCUUUAACCUUGGGCGUCCCGCCAAGGUCAAAAAUGGUGAUGACCACCUUUUUGGUGGUCGACCUUCCUACGGCCUACAAUGCCAUACUGGGACGGCCGACCCUCAAUAAAAUCAAAGCCGUUGUCUCGACCUACUAUCAAAUCAUUAAGUUCCCGACUCACGCUGGGGUCGGAGAAGUCAACGAAAGCCCCCGAGAGUCCAGGCGGUGCUACCUAACCGCCGUUUCACUACACAAGAGAACCAGGGUCGAGCCACCGUUGGAGGACCCACGGGAGACAAAAAGACCGGCCCCUCAUCCCGAGCCGAAGGGGCCCACCAUUGAUGUACCAUUAUAA
Molecule: messenger RNA, 2148 nt
Organism: Musa acuminata AAA Group (dessert banana)
Lineage: Eukaryota; Viridiplantae; Streptophyta; Magnoliopsida; Zingiberales; Musaceae
Exons: 1
Coding region: 1-2148 (715 amino acids)
Source: RefSeq, a predicted model, not a curated record